GGCGGCGGGCGGCGCGGAGGGCGGCUCGGGCCCCGGCGCCGCCAUGGGAGACUGCUCCGAGAUCAAGUCGCAGUUCCGCACCCGCGAGGGCUUCUACAAACUGCUCCCCGGGGACGGCACCUCUCGCAGGUCGGGGCCGGCUUCCUCCCAGACCCCGGCGCCGGCUCAGCCGCCGCAACCCCCGCCCGGCCCUGCCUCCGCCUCCGGCCCCGGCGCCGCAGGCCCCGCGCCGUCCCCACCGCCCGCAGGCCCCGGGCCUGGGCCCGGGCCCGCGCUGCCCGCCGUGCGCCUCAGCCUAGUGCGGCUCGGAGAGCCCGACGGCGCCGGAUCCGGAGAGCCGCCCGCCACGCCCGCGGGGAUCGGCGCGGGGGGAGACCGUGUCUGCUUCAACUUGGGCCGCGAGCUUUAUUUCUACCCCGGCUGCUGCCGCCGCGGGAGCCAACGGUCCAUUGACCUCAACAAGCCAAUUGACAAGCGGAUCUAUAAGGGCACCCAGCCCACCUGCCAUGACUUCAACCAGUUCACUGCUGCCACAGAGACCAUCUCCCUGCUGGUGGGGUUCUCGGCUGGCCAGGUGCAGUACCUGGAUCUCAUCAAGAAGGACACCAGCAAGCUAUUCAAUGAGGAGCGGCUGAUUGACAAGACCAAGGUGACCUACCUGAAGUGGCUGCCGGAGUCUGAGAGCCUCUUCCUAGCGUCGCACGCCAGCGGCCACCUGUACCUGUACAACGUCAGCCACCCGUGCGCCUCAGCCCCACCCCAAUAUAGCCUCCUGAAGCAGGGCGAGGGCUUUGCCGUCUACGCUGCCAAGAGCAAGGCGCCUCGCAACCCACUGGCCAAGUGGGCAGUGGGUGAGGGGCCGCUUAAUGAGUUUGCCUUCUCACCUGACGGCCGGCACCUGGCCUGCGUCAGCCAGGACGGCUGCCUGCGCGUCUUCCACUUCGACUCCAUGCUCCUGCGUGGGCUCAUGAAGAGCUACUUUGGGGGCCUGCUCUGUGUGUGCUGGAGCCCCGACGGGCGCUACGUGGUGACAGGUGGUGAAGACGACCUGGUCACUGUGUGGUCCUUCACCGAGGGCCGUGUGGUGGCCCGUGGCCACGGUCACAAGUCCUGGGUCAAUGCUGUGGCCUUCGACCCCUACACCACACGAGCUGAGGAGGCAUCAACAGCAGCCAGCGGUGAUGGGGACCGGAGCGGCGAGGAGGAGGAGGAGGAGCCAGAUUCUUCAGGCACAAGCUCGGGUGGGGGUGCCCCUCUUUCCCCACUGCCCAAGGCCAGCUCCAUCACUUACCGCUUUGGCUCAGCUGGCCAGGACACACAGUUCUGCCUGUGGGACCUCACUGAAGAUGUGCUUUACCCGCACCCGCCCCUGACCCGUACCCGUACCCUCCCUGGCACCCCCGGCACCACGCCACCAGCCACCAGCAGCUCACGGGGCAGCGAACCCGGCCCAGGCCUCCUGCCCCGCUCGCUGUCCCGCUCCAACAGCCUCCCGCAUCCAGCGGGUGGUGGCAAGGCAGGUGGUCCCAGUGCGGCAGCAGAGCCAGGCACCCCGUUCAGCAUUGGCCGUUUUGCCACACUCACGCUGCAGGAGCGGCGGGACCGGGGGGCUGAGAAGGAGCACAAGCGCUAUCACAGCCUGGGCAACAUCAGCCGUGGGGGUAGUGGGGGCAGUGGUGGCAGCGGGGACAAGCCCAGCGGCCCCACCACCCGCAGCCGGCUAGACCCAGCCAAGGUGCUGGGCACUGCACUGUGCCCACGUAUCCAUGAGGUGCCACUGCUGGAGCCGCUGGUGUGCAAGAAGAUCGCCCAGGAGCGCCUGACAGUACUCCUUUUCCUGGAGGACUGCAUUGUCACAGCCUGCCAGGAGGGCCUCAUCUGUACCUGGGCCCGGCCAGGCAAGGCGUUCACAGACGAGGAGACUGAGGCCCAGACAGGGGAAGGAAGUUGGCCCAGGUCACCCAGCAAGUCAGUGGUAGAGGUAGGACUGUCCCUUCCAGACUCUCGGGACCCCUCCCAAGUCAGAAGGGCACCCCAGCUUCCCCUUUUUCUCUGUACCUCUCCCAACCCUGCCCGCUCUGCUGAGGAUCACCCGAGGACUUUGUUGUCUAAAAGUACCGACGUCGGGCCAGGGAAGGUAGCCGAGAUGGCAUCUCCUCCCAGCCCGGCAACUCCCCCAGUGGCACAGUGGUGUGAGCCGUGGACUGCGGGCGGGGUCCCCACCCUGUGCCCCCAGUCUCCUCGCCGUAACCUCCCUGCUGACCUCACCGAUCAACGUAUUAACAAGACUAACCAUGACGGAUGGACUGCUUUGGUCCCCGCCCUGCACAAAAUCAGGGGGCAAACGGUCCCCCAGUCUGGCCCAGACAUUGGGGGAUACAGUAGCCCAUGUGGCCUCAGCCUUGCCCCCACCCACUGCCAAGUAUAAUGACCCCUUCCUCUGAGACAUCAGUGUUGUUACCCUCAUCCCUGUCCCCAGCAUGUGACUGGUCACUCCUAGGGAGAAGUCCCAGCCCUCUAGAGCCCCAGCUCUCUGUGCUGUGCCCCUCUGGCUUGGUGGGCAGGGGAGGGGGUGGCUGCCCCUUCUCUGGCCCCGCACCCUCCCCUUGCCUUGUCUGUCCUUUCCUAAGAGUGUUAAAUUAUGGAUGCCCCUUGGGGCCCUCCCUGUCCCCCAGGACCUCUUAUUUAUACUAAAGUUCCCGUUUUCAAA
Molecule: messenger RNA, 2710 nt
Organism: Loxodonta africana (African savanna elephant)
Lineage: Eukaryota; Metazoa; Chordata; Mammalia; Proboscidea; Elephantidae
Gene: DMWD
Product: DM1 locus, WD repeat containing
Exons: 5
Coding region: 44-2428 (794 amino acids)
Molecular function (GO): protein binding
Source: RefSeq, a predicted model, not a curated record